This is a messenger RNA of Elaeis guineensis (African oil palm), 1994 nucleotides long. RefSeq lists its product as uncharacterized. NCBI's taxonomy places the organism in Eukaryota, Viridiplantae, Streptophyta, Magnoliopsida, Arecales, Arecaceae. Gene Ontology annotation, biological process: lipid catabolic process. The record is from RefSeq and is a predicted model, not a curated record.
UCACCCGUCCUAAUCCAUCGUCAAGGCAAUGUAGGGUCCGCGGGGAGCGGCAUUCGGAAGUUUCCCUUCUCCCUGUCCGUCUCCUUCACGUUCUGUUGCCAACUUUCUUUUCUUCAUUCCAGAAGCGAACCUUCCAAACCCUUCCUCCUCUCCUUCUUUGACCCUAUACCUGUAGACGUCCGGGUCAUCAGAAACUUAUCCCACCAUAUCUUCCUCUCUUCUAUCAUGUGAUAGAAAGCCGUUUUUUAAACGGUUAAACCCCAAACCCAGGUCCCCAUCCUCUGACAAAACCUCCUUCAGCGAACGCCGCCAUCGACCAUGUCGGCGGUAUUUUCCUGCGGUCUCGAGUGCGUGGUGUGCGUGGGCUGCGCCCGCUGGGCCUGGCGGCGGUGCACCCACGCCGGCGCCCGCGACAGCGCCGCCUGGCCCCCCGCCUCCCCCGCCGACUUCGCUUCGGUCCCCCGCGCCUGCCGCGCCGUCCUCGCCUCCUACGAGCCCGACCUCGCACGGCCUCGCUGGGCCCCCUCCCGCCCCGGCGGCUACCGCAUGGACCCCGCCGCCGUCGCCAAGCGCACCUCCCACCCCGACACCGCCGGCCGCUGCCCCCCCUACAUGAUCUACCUCGACCACGCCGCCCGUGAGAUCGUCCUCGCCGUUCGCGGCCUCAGCCUCGUCCGUGACGCCGACUACCGCCUCCUCCUCGACGGCCGCCCAGGCUCGCAGCCCUUCGACGGCGGCUACGUCCACCGUGGCCUCCUACAAGCCGCCGUCUGGCUGCUCAACCGCGAGGCCGACACCCUCUGUCGGCUCCUCCGGGAGAACGGGCCGGAUUAUAGCCUCGUGCUCGUCGGGCACUCGCUCGGGGCCGGGGUGGCGGCGCUCAUGGCGGUGGUUGUGGUGAACCACCUCGACCGGUUCGGGGGUAUCCCUAGGAGUCGGAUCAGGUGCUAUGCCAUCGCGCCCGCCAGGUGUAUGUCGUUGAAUCUCGCAGUCAAGUACGCGGAUGUUAUCCACUCCGUAGUGUUGCAGGAUGAUUUUUUGCCAAGAACACCAACACCCUUGGAACAUAUUUUUGGAUCUAUUUUCUGCUUGCCAUGUUUAUUAUUUUUCGUCUGCAUGAGAGAUACAUUUGUAUCAGAAGAUAAAAAGCUUAAAGAUCCAACGAGGCUUUAUGCACCCGGUCGAAUGUAUCACAUUGUCGAGAGAAAAUUUUGCAGAUGUGGAAGAUUCCCUCCUGAGGUGAGAACUGCUAUUCCAGUUGAAGGAAGAUUCGAGCAUAUUGUCCUGUCAUGCAAUGCAAUAUUUGAUCACGGGAUUAUUUGGAUAGAGCGAGAAGCAGAGAAGGCAUUAGAAAUCAUGAAGGAAAGAGCUGAGGAAACUACCCCUCCAACACAGCAAAGGAUGGAGAGACAAUCUCUUGAGAUGGAACACAAGGAUGCACUGGAAAGAGCAAUGGGCUUGAAACUGCUGCAUGAUGUGGCUCCAGCUGAAGAACCCUGUCUUGACAUGGGCCCUUCAACCAGUGAUGAAGGAACUUCGACCAGUGAGUCAGGAUCUAGUGGGAGAACUAAUUGGGAUGAGCUGGUGGAGCAGCUCUUAGAUGACAAUGAAUCUGGGGAUCCUGUCUUGAAAGAAGACCCUAGUUUUAGUUAUAGCAAGUCAGAUCCUUUACUAGAAAGAUGACUUCGAAAUGUUUCUUAUCAGGUAAAACGGAGUUCUGCAUUUCGUUAUUCUUUUCCCAGACAUAGAAUAAUGCUGGUCCAACAAAGUUAGUGAGGCAGUGAUACCUUAGCUGGAGGUCCAACGGUAGGCAUAUAAGCUCAUGUGAUAUCUGUUCUUUGGCAUGCAAGUCAUCCUAACCUUUUGUGUGAGUAAUUUUUUUGCCUUUUAUUGUAUAUAUUUCUCAUUCCAUUGAGCUAAUGAAUGACAUUCAGUUUUUCUGUACUGUGGAAUUGUAAAUAAAAAUUAUGCACUAGAUCUGUACUAUAUUGAUU